AUGGUUGGUGAAAGUGCAAGUGCUCGGGAGAUCAGUGAAAAGACGUGCCAGAGCACAAGCUUAAUCUGUGAAGAUGAAGAAACUAAUCUGGAUAGGUUGUAUGCUGGGCUUGCACGUUCCAAUUAUUCACAAUCACCAAAUUCAACCUUCGCCAGCGUACGUCGGGAUCCAAAGGAACUAAUAACCACUCCUGUCUACUACAUAUUUGGAAAUGCACUCUUUGAUAUGCUUGUUUUGUUGGGUGUGUUAUUUGGAACUGUCUUCUUCACAUUUAUUAGAUUGAUCCAGUCAACAGUACUGUUUGCAAUAGUACUCGGGUUUUACAUGUUAAUCAAGAUUUCCUGCUUUGUUCUUGGUUAUAUUGCUAUAAAAAGCGUAAACAGAUUAUUCUUUCUGAUCACUAUUGGAGUAGCGGCUCUGGGCUUAAUGUUGGUCGUUUAUCUUCUUGCUAGAUCAUUUACAGCACUUUUUGACUCCAUGGGUGUACAGAAAGUGUUCGAGUUCUUCGUAUCAAUAGUUGAACUUCUAGUUUUCGUACACGUUAUCUACUACAGUAUCAAGCUUAUGUGA
This is a messenger RNA of Necator americanus (New World hookworm), 570 nucleotides long. RefSeq lists its product as uncharacterized. The record is from RefSeq and is a predicted model, not a curated record. Lineage: Eukaryota; Metazoa; Nematoda; Chromadorea; Rhabditida; Ancylostomatidae. The transcript has 9 exons. The coding region runs from base 1 to 570 and encodes 189 amino acids.